Messenger RNA from Batrachochytrium dendrobatidis JAM81, 222 nucleotides. RefSeq lists its product as uncharacterized. The record is from RefSeq and is a predicted model, not a curated record. The coding region runs from base 1 to 222 and encodes 73 amino acids. The transcript has a single exon. NCBI's taxonomy places the organism in Eukaryota, Fungi, Chytridiomycota, Chytridiomycetes, Rhizophydiales.
AUGAAAUCUGCAAGACCGAUUUCUACAACAGCGUCAAAGAGACUGUCCACUUCGCUGGGAAACUCAUACAAGGCAUUUCCAGGCUCGGCUUCGUCUUUUGGUUCUCCCAGAAGUCAAUCUGGCAGCCAUUCUGAUGUCUUCAAGGUGAAUGGAAACCAGAUUGCAGUCGACCAUUUAUUCUCUAUUGCCUACUUGCAGUUGAUAUCGAUUAAAAAGAACUGA